AUGUACGACAGCGAUUCUGUAUCAUCCAGGUUGUCUGGCCACCUCUCCACAGGCUCGGAUAAUUCUAACUACUCAAACUCAUUACUGGUCAAGUUCCGGUUUGGAUGGAGCACUGUUUCUGCUAUAGGAAACCAAAAUGAUAGCUACCAUCCCAACGUUUUGCGGCUAUCAAUUCUUCGCAGCUCCUUUGACCGUGUUGCAAUUGCCUUGUUCCGCCGGCUUCCUAUGGUGAUCCAAUCACUGGCCAAAUCUGUCGUCCCGGGCUAUUUUCUUCCGUCCAGGAUUGUGAUCAAGAAGCUCAAGCCAGGCUGGAAUGAUGAGUUUGAGAAUGAGAAGAGCAUGUAUGAGAGGCUUCUGUGUCUACAGGGGACCCUGAUUCCUAAAUGCUUCGGCGAAACAACAGUACACAACAAUCGCGCCUUGAUCCUCUCUGAAGUUGACGGUGUCGAAGCAUGCAGCCAAAAAUUCCCCUGUCUUGAGCCCCCGGAGUUUCAGCGUCGAAUUGAGGAAGCUUUUGCUGAGUUGGCCCAGUUUGGACUCGCAUAUGGCGACUUGAAGCUGGACAACUUUCUUCUUGUUGGGGACAGGGUUGUUAUUGUGGACUUGGAGUCCGUAUGGGAAGACACGCCAGACGAGAUCGAAUACGCAAACGAGACGCACAUAGAACACCUGAUAAGCAUGUACGAGAGGCAUUUAGACGGGAUGUCUAAUGAUGGAUGA
This is a messenger RNA of Fusarium vanettenii 77-13-4, 720 nucleotides long. RefSeq lists its product as uncharacterized. NCBI's taxonomy places the organism in Eukaryota, Fungi, Ascomycota, Sordariomycetes, Hypocreales, Nectriaceae. The record is from RefSeq and is a predicted model, not a curated record. The coding region runs from base 1 to 720 and encodes 239 amino acids. The transcript has 2 exons.